UUCAUUAUUUUUAUUAACCCUGUGAUUCUAAUUUUCAAUUAUAUUUAUCCAUAAUAGUGGGACUCUUUCGCAAGGUUAAUCGGGAGAGCUCACUCUAAUUAGUCGGGGUCUCUCCGAAAGUUAAGCGGAGGGCUCACACCUGGACACAUAGCUGCCAAAUUCUUGAAGAAGAUGAAACCGCCGGUAAUAACUUCGCAACCUGUAGCUACUACUGAAUCUCCAAAGCUAAGGUUCGUCAGCAAAUGCCAAGUAGAAUCUCCAGGGCGAUUGACACAUGAGGGUAAGUCUUUUUCAUUUAUGUUUGAUUCAGGUGCAGAAUGUUCUCUGAUUAUGAAAAAAUUAGACAAGAAAUCAUCUCUAAGCUGACGAGUGAACCUAUAUUAAUGAUUUUCAACCCAAAAUAUCCUAUCGAGGUACACACAGAUGCUAGUUCUUUAGGGUACGGUGCUAUAUUACUGCACAAAGGGAAACCCCGAGCUGUUGCCUACUAUAGCAGAAGAACUACUGAUACAGAAUCUCGAUACCACUCAUACGAAUUGGAAACGUUAGCAGUUGUGAACGUAAUUAAGCAUUUUAUUUGCUUCUUGCAAAGCCAUACUUUCACUGUAGUAACUGAUUGCUCAUCAUUAAAGGCGACCGAAAACAAAAAGGAUUUGAUCCCCAGAGUUCAGCGAUGGUGGGCAUUUUUGCAGGCUUUUAACUUUAAAUUCGAGUAUAGGGGGGCAAAACGUAUGGCUCAUGUUGAUUACCUUUCGCACCAACCUCGUGCAGGGAACUCAAACAUUGAAUCAUCCCAGAAUUUAUUACAUGUAAAAGGCAAAUGUAACUUCAUCGCUGAUGGUAACCUGACGAAAUCAAAAUGUGUGAACUCAUCAAAAUGGAGAUCACCGCAAUCCGAAGAGUCAAAAAAUUUGUUGACUGUUUUCGACAUUGCGCUUCGGAACGAACAAAAACAGCGAGAUGAAGAGAUAAAAGAGAUUUUGAAUCAAUUUCCCAAUAAUUCGGCAAACGAAAAUUUCAGGCAAACGUAUGAAAUUAGGUCGGGUAUUCUAUAUCGGUUGGGAAAAGACCCUGGAAAAACUGUACGAGAUGUACUGGUUCAAGGGCAUGUCCAAAUAUGUACGGAAAUUCUGUGAAAACUGUGAAACGUCGUUC
Messenger RNA from Cimex lectularius (bed bug), 1155 nucleotides. RefSeq lists its product as uncharacterized. Lineage: Eukaryota; Metazoa; Arthropoda; Insecta; Hemiptera; Cimicidae. The record is from RefSeq and is a predicted model, not a curated record. The transcript has a single exon. The coding region runs from base 318 to 1136 and encodes 272 amino acids.